UGGCGUAAAUUCAUGUUGUUGAACGGAUGGUUUCACAACAGCCACAUCGGAAUCACCAUUCACGUCAAAACAUGGCUUUAUGUUGUAUAUUUAUGAAUUGCAAUGCGAAAAACUGCCGUGGUAAUUAUGGCUGAUCAAUCCAGACUCGAUAAGAUUGCCGCAGCGAGAAAAAAGCUGAAGAAGUUUCAGUUGAAGAAAGCACCGUUGUUGAAUUCACCAAAGAUUCCGGAUGUCGACGAAACUGAAGAUAAGAGGCAUGAGAAUAAAUCUGAUGUACAAAGUCCAGAAAACCUGACAGAAAGCUUGCAAAAUGGAUCAGAUUCAUCACCAUCUGUGUUGAAAAUCAAGCAAAUGCUCAAACAGCUUAAUGGUUUUUCAAAGCAGGAACAAGUGAAUACAGAUGAUCCAAUUAUUACGGAAAUAGGAGCUUUAGAACGAAGGAAUUCAGACUUGGAACGGAACUUGACCUCUCAUAAGAGAAACAACGAACAGCUUGGUAAUCAGGUGAACGAACAGAGGAAACAAAUAAUCCUAUUGCAAGAACAGAUUAGAAAGGAAAGAACAGAGUUGGCUAAUCGACAACUUUUAGAACAAAGAUCUUUAAAAGAACAGUUGGAGGUAUGUUUGAACUGUGAAAGAUUAGGAUUCUGA
Messenger RNA from Xenia sp. Carnegie-2017, 651 nucleotides. RefSeq lists its product as uncharacterized. The transcript is spliced from 8 exons. NCBI's taxonomy places the organism in Eukaryota, Metazoa, Cnidaria, Anthozoa, Malacalcyonacea, Xeniidae. The record is from RefSeq and is a predicted model, not a curated record. Bases 103 to 651 code for a protein of 182 amino acids.